CCCUCCCUCCUCCCCCGCCUCAGGAGGAACGUCCAGCGGCUGCAGCAGCUUCUCUUUCCCCGGAGGACAAUGGCAGCUGCCCCGGGCCUCGUCCUGGGCCUCCUCCUCUUCCUUUGGGAGGCAGGUGCUCAGCUUCGCUUUGCCAACUAUUAUGGUGACCACAUGGUGCUGCAGAAGGAACCAAGCCGUGCUGUCGUAUGGGGCUAUGGGAUUCCUGGUGCCAACAUAUCAGUUACUGUUUUCCAGACGCACAAUGUUAUGAUCAAAGAAGCUGCAAAAGUACAUGCUGUCACUAAAGUCUGGAAAGUUCUCCUGAGUCCUAUGCCCCAAGGCGGCCCUUACAGUCUAGAACUGAGGCAGUCCUACAAGCAAGAAGUGUCAAAUGUAACGUUGAACGAUGUCUACUUUGGUGACGUCUGGCUCUGCAGUGGACAAAGUAAUAUGGAGAUGACAGUUUCACAGAUAUUCAAUGCUAGUCAGGAGCUGGCAGAGGCCAUCCAAUAUCCUCUUGUGCGUGUGUUUGCAGCUGCUCUUGUUGAAUCUGAUGAAGAACUGGAGGAACUGGAGGCUAUCAAUUUGCAGUGGUCUGUUCCAACAGCCGAAAACCUUGGACAUGGAGACUUCAGCUAUUUCUCUGCUGUCUGCUGGCUUUUUGGGCGGCACUUGUUCGACACACUCCAGUAUCCCAUAGGACUGAUAGACUCCACCUGGGGAGGGACACCAAUUGAGGCCUGGUCUUCCAAGAGAGCAUUGCAAGAAUGUGGAAUCUCAACAGACCUCAAAAGAAAUAUUUCCUUGUAUCGUAUUGCUGGUCCUAAAGAUUCGUCUGUACUCUGGAAUUCAAUGAUUCAUCCUUUUAUCAACAUGACCCUCCACGGGGUUAUUUGGUAUCAAGGUGAAGAGAACACAGUCAUGAACACAGAUCUGUACAACUGCACGUUCCCUUCGCUCAUUGAAGACUGGAGGAAAGGCUUUCACAAAGGCUCCAAAGGGCAAACCCAGCGGUAUUUCCCCUUUGGCUUUGUCCAGUUAUGUACAAAUCGUAACGUGGUACAAAAUGACAGCUUUCCACGUAUCCGAUGGCAUCAAACAGCAGACUAUGGCUAUGUCCCUAAUACGAAAAUGCCCAAUACUUUUAUGGCUGUGACCAUAGACCUUGGUGAUGAAAAUUCUCCCUAUGGCAGCAUCCACCCCAGAGAUAAGCAGACUGUGGCUUACAGAUUACACCUUGGUGCACUGGCAGUUGCUUAUGGUAAGAAAUUCCUGGUCUACCAAGGGCCCUACCCUCAGAUGGUGCAGGUGGAUGCAGACCAUGAACUUAUCAAUGUCACCUACAAUGAACCCAUUGUGCUUCGCCAAUUGGACAACAAAAUAUUUGAGGCAUGUUGCUCAGAACAAGAAGCAUGUAAAUGGAGCCCAGUGCAGCUCAAGUCAUCCUUGUACCAAUCAGUGUUUCUUCACAAUAAGGUUUGCCCGAAAGCUGUGACUGGCCUGCGCUAUGCGUGGACAGAGUGGCCUUGCAAAUACAUGCUGUGUCCCAUUUACAACCUACAAAGCUUGCCUGCCCCUCCAUUCGUUACAUUUGCCAAAAAUAACCCUGCCUGGACUGUAUCAUAAGUAGAGUGAUCCUAGAGAGACUAGCAGCUUUGGUUGUACAGAGUGAUGCUAUACAGAGCCCCAGUUUAUUUUUUUAACUGAAUAUAGUAAAAUUCUCAGGUUGAUAACUGUGGAACAAAAAUCUUCAAAUUGGGAGUGUGGUUGCUUGCACAUCAAAAAAGAUGAGGAUGGAUCAGUUGAUUUUGGCAGACACUUCUUGCACUUUGCAUCUGCCCUGAACUUUUGUAAUAUUAGCAGACAUUUCUGUAGCAGCUACACUGGGAUUCAGUCAAGCUGUAUACCAAACUAUCACAACCUACUAACAUAGGAGGCACAUUUGCAACCCAGCCCUAUACGUGUUUACUCAGAGAUAAAUCUCACAGAUUUCAAUGGGACCCGAUGCCAAGUAAAUGUGUUUAAGAUUACUGCGUUAAUCUUAUUGGUUUGUAUAUUAUUAAUUGACUAAGCAGGGAUUGGAAAAGUUCCUUUUUAGACAACAACUCCCAUAGCCAGUGUGGGUCACAUUGACUGGGGGAUCUGAGAGUUGUAAUCCAAAAAAGGAGCUUUUCCAACCUCUGCACUUUAGUAGAAAGUAGUGAUAGGAUCAUCAUCUCAGGAUGUUGCAGUGAUCCAGUGUCUGUCUACUUCCUCUGCUGGAGAACAGGUCAUUUUCUUAAAGUAAGGCAAACAGGCUACCAAUUCUGCUGUGGUUAGACCUCACCUGGAAUACUGUGUCCAGUUCUGGGCACCACAAUUCAAAAACGUUGUUGAGAACCUGGAGUGUGUUCAGAGGAGGGCAACCGAGAUGAUGAAAAGUCUAGAAACCAUGCCCUGUGAGGAAUAGCUGAGCAUAUUUAGCUCUCAGAAGACCAAGAGGUGACAUGAUAGCCAUAUUUGACUUUAUGAAUGGAUGCCCUGUAGAAAAUGGAGCAGGCUUGUUUUCUUCUGCUUUAGAAACUAGAGCCAGCAGAUUUACUCUGCAACAAAUGAGAUUCCACCAAACAUGAGGCUUAAUGUUAAUUCUUGAUGGUAAGAGCUGUUUGACAGUGGAACACACUGUCUCAGAUGGUGUGGAUUCUUACUGGAGGUCUUUGAACAGGCUGGAUAGUCAUCCUUUGGAAGUCCUUUAUUCCUUCAUGGUGGGAGCUGGACUAUGUGGCCCUUCCAACUCUAGGAUUCUAAGUUGUUUCUGUACAGCUUUUAAAGGAAUAGCCUAAUUUGAACCAGAUCUUUGGGUUAAAAUAUGCUAAAUGCAAUGUAUAUACCUUGGUCCUGCUUCCUCUAGAGAGGAGAGUUGACCCUUGGGUUUCACCUUUGUUUUGAUGGUGCAUACUGUAUGGACUGGUGUGCGCCAAAAUGGUGCCCCGGGGGCAGGGUUAGGGCGUCCAGCAUGCAGACGCUGCACCCUAACUCAGCCCACAGGCCAGCACUAAGUACCGGUCUAUAUAGGCCCUGACUUAGAAAUCACUUGAACACUGACUUUACAUUACAUUACACACAUAACCUUGCUGUCCUCUCGUACAAGUCUUACACUUCUUUACAUUUUAAUUUUAUCUGAAAACCAGAUUUAAUUUGUUUAAUUCCAGUAAAAAAAAGUAAUGUUUUCUAUUUAGCUUUACUUCUUUUACCUUCUAAAUUCCUUUUUAUUUUAAUAUCCAUAUUACACAAAUUAUAUUUAUAUCUUCAGAUGUCUCAACGAUAGCAUUUCUAAUAGGUGUGUGAAGGUCAUUUCUGACUUGUGAUGAACCUUUGUUGUGUGCCUUCAAGUCAUUUCCGACUUCUAGCAAUCCCAAGGCAAGCCUACAAUGGGAAUUUCUUGGCAAGACUUGUUCUGAAGAGGUUUCCCAUUUCCUUUACUUGAAACUGAAAGCAUGUGACACGCCUAAAGUCACCCAUUAGCAGUGGCAUGACUAGGGUUGGUGUCACCCAGUGCGGUAAUUCAUGGUGUCAUCCCCCAUUGACCUCCUAUACCAAACAAUUCUUAUUAAUGUUGUUUUGUACUAAUGUUACUCACAAAUCAUAAUUCUCAUA
This is a messenger RNA of Sceloporus undulatus (fence lizard), 3627 nucleotides long. It is a transcript of the gene SIAE, whose product is annotated as sialic acid acetylesterase. The transcript has 10 exons. Gene Ontology annotation, biological process: carbohydrate metabolic process. Gene Ontology annotation, molecular function: sialate O-acetylesterase activity. Bases 70 to 1617 code for a protein of 515 amino acids. The record is from RefSeq and is a predicted model, not a curated record. NCBI's taxonomy places the organism in Eukaryota, Metazoa, Chordata, Lepidosauria, Squamata, Phrynosomatidae.